CCCCCAACUGCUGCCGCCCCUCUCUUCUAACAGCAGCAGCAACACUUCUCCUUCCUCAAACCAACACACUCAACAGCAGCAGAUUUUCCCCUUUCCCCAACAGCUUGCAACACUCAUGGCUUCCCAUUGCCAUGAAAGAAACCGAAAUUAGAAGCAGAGGAUGGAGAGGGAGUCAGAGUCGCGCGUCAGGGGAAGAGAAGAGGGAGAGGCGAGCCAGCAGCGGUGGGCCUCGCCGUCGCCGCCCUGCUGCUCGCCGUUCGCCACCAACGUCGAAGAAGAAGGAGAUCAGAAUCGGAAGUGAAGAGGGUCGCGUUUCACGCCGUGCAGUCGCGUUGCCCUCACCGCGUCGUGUCGCCGCGCCGUCAAUCGUCCUCACCGCACCCCACAACGAGCUGCGUUCCCUAGCCACCCGUUGCAUCCUCCCUGUGCCGUUCUUCACGCCAUUGCGUUCCUUCGUCGCCGCCGCCGUUGACAGAAGAGGGAGUUUGAUCCGAGAGCGCAGUGAGGGAAGGGCGUCGCCGGAGGAGAGCCUGGCACCGCCGCCGCCACUGUUCGCCGCGCCGUCAUCUCUAGCCUGCGCCGUUGCUAGUCGCGCGAGGGGGAGACGCGCCGUGAGGGAGAUCCGUCACGUUUCUGCCGUCGCCGAUUCACACGCCGCCGUUGUGCUCCUUGCCGCAGCGCCGCUGCUGGAAGAGGAGAGCUCGCCAGUUCUGUCUCUCACUACCGUCUCCGUCGGAGCUGCCGCCACGGUCGCCGGAGCUUCUGGCCGAGCCUCAACCGCCGGGAAACCGUUACUGGAGCCUGUGUCAUUUGGAUUUCAUCGCGAGUUACCUCCACCAGAAACCACCGCUGUGAUUCUGAUCACCGGGGAUGACUCUGUGACUUUCGGGAUCACCGCUGAAGCUCCAGGCAGAGUUUCUGCCGCUUGAGACCUUGCUGUUGUCGCCGGAAAAUUUUGCCGGUAAGCGUUUUAAGUUUGAUUUCAGUUCUUUUGGAAUUUCGAGAAGGUUUGAUGCUGUGUGGUUUUUAUAGUUGAUCCACCGGAGCUUCUGGCCGCCGCCGGAGCUGUGCCGGGGCCGGUUCGAAUCCGCAGCUGCUUCGUGUUGUUAUUCCGAGUUGUUUAUGCUGCUGCAAAAAUGUGUGGGGUUGUGCUUUGAAGCUGCCUUUGAUUUUGAGUUGAGGCGGAAAGGACUUGAUGAUACGUUUGGGUUAUGGAAUUUUGCGUUUUGAGGUAGGGGCGCUUUCCAAAAAACUAUGUUUUGUGUAUUGGAAUUAUUACAUAUGGAUACUGAUGUGAGAUAUUGUGUAUUUAGUGAUU
Molecule: messenger RNA, 1318 nt
Organism: Arachis duranensis
Lineage: Eukaryota; Viridiplantae; Streptophyta; Magnoliopsida; Fabales; Fabaceae
Exons: 2
Coding region: 132-929 (265 amino acids)
Source: RefSeq, a predicted model, not a curated record